AUGUGGUAUGAAUACUUGCCACCAUACUCUCCUGAUCUCAACCCAAUCAAACUUGCCUUUUUGGCUAUGAAGUAUCACCUCCACUGCGAUGGAGAUUUUAUUCAAAUGGCCAUGACUGAGCUGUCAGACAAAGAAAUUUAUACCACCCUACUCAAGGCUUUGUGUGUGAUUACUCCAGAGGAUUCAUUUGGUUGGUACUCACAUUGUGGUUACAUAUGA
Molecule: messenger RNA, 219 nt
Organism: Pisolithus orientalis
Lineage: Eukaryota; Fungi; Basidiomycota; Agaricomycetes; Boletales; Pisolithaceae
Exons: 1
Coding region: 1-219 (72 amino acids)
Molecular function (GO): nucleic acid binding
Source: RefSeq, a predicted model, not a curated record